This is a messenger RNA of Diprion similis, 1498 nucleotides long. RefSeq names its product G-protein coupled receptor Mth2-like. Gene Ontology annotation, molecular function: G protein-coupled receptor activity. The transcript has 5 exons. The record is from RefSeq and is a predicted model, not a curated record. The coding region runs from base 13 to 1377 and encodes 454 amino acids. Lineage: Eukaryota; Metazoa; Arthropoda; Insecta; Hymenoptera; Diprionidae.
CCGCGCCUCGACAUGGCCGUGAGGAGAGGAUUGCUGCUCGUGAUAUUGGCCGCGAAUUUUUUACCGGGAAAAUUCGCAGUAGACGGAUAUUUGAAACGGUGUCCGACAGCGACGGUUGUGAACCGUAGCGAAGAGGCGGGAGAAUUUCCAGCGGAAAAUGGAACGCGUUUUGAAAACGACACGAUGCUCAACUGUUUAUGCAACGUGAAAACCUGCUUGCCACUCUGCUGCCCUUUGGGACAGGCGAAAAGUGAGAGUGGCAGCUGCGUUGAGGACAAUUCGAGUCCAAAUUUGACAGACUUUUUUUAUUCGCACGGUGAAACGAGGCUGGAUCAGCUCCAUCCCUUCAAUCUUGAUCCUUGCGGUCCUGAAUCUGCGAACUUCCUAGGUUCGACGGCGUUCAGUUUGCUCGGAAACGGCUCGCUGCGCCUGUCGGAUGGCAACAAAACUAUCGACGUUGGAAUGUACUGCCUGUAUCGCGACGUCGGAUCGUCGUUUUUCUCGGCGAAGCUCUGUCGUGCGUGGAAACCGCAGAGUUUGCCGUGGAUCAUCGGGUGCGUUGUUUGCGCCUUCUUCGCCUCGGCGACCUUCGUCGUUUACACCAUCGUCCCGGAGCUCAGGAACCUCCAUGGACUCAUUUUCCGACUGUACUUGGCAUCCUACAUCGGAUGCAUAAUCAUCGCACAGACUCCGCUCAAGCUAAUAACCGAUCUGAAAACCUGCACGGAAAUAAUUUACGCAUGCUUCGGAAUCUAUUUUUGCCUCACUUGUGCAUUAUGGCUGAACGUGAUGAGCUUCGACAUUUGGUGGACGCUACGAAGCCUCGCGCCCCCUCCGAGCAAUGUCAAAGAAAGAGAAAGGAAAAGACUGCGAUGGUAUAUGGCUUAUGCUUGGUUGGGUCCUGGUGUCCCGAUGAUAAUGUUUUGUUUCGUUGUGUUGUUCGGAAAUGUUCGCAAUAAAACCGUCGUCCUGUGUUUUUUGGUCGGGCCCAUUGUUGCAGCAGGCAUUUGCAACACAUGUUUAUAUAUUGCUACAGCCAUAACAAUAAUCCGGCGUAAAAAAGAUACAUCACACCUGGUCCAUGGAGUGAAUAAACACCAUCAAGAAAAUGUACAAUGGUUCAACUUGUAUUUGAAGCUUUUCGUAGUGAUGGGGGGACCGAUGAUCUGGUUAACCGGGACCGUAACGAGGCGCAGUCUAAGUUACAAAAUGUCGGUGUUCAUGGAUGUGCUUCAAAUGUCGCAGUGCAUAAUGGUGUUCAUUAUAUUCGUAUGGAAAGACGACGUAAAACGGUCACUCCGGAGACUAUAUGCCCGGACCGUGCACAAGCUUCAAUCUUCUCUCCCAUCUGACCGAAUACAUACCACAGUGAAUUGAUUUCCAAAAAGUAAGAGCUUUUGUAUCUAUAAAUUGACAUUCGUGACGUACCGCCAUGAUGAGGUUUAUUCUUAAAAAUUUUCAAAAACUUCUUAUAUUUUCUCAGGAUUUUUCAAAAUCU